CAACCACAACUUACGUUUUCUACGUAUUUGACGUUCUACAGUGUUAUUGUUACGUUAUUCCAGUGCAAAAUGUGUAAAAAUACUUGCCAAUACAUUUAAAAUUGCACCAAUAGAGCGGUGUUUCGAACAUGUGUAUAGGUUAUGUUGUUAUUGCCAAGUUGAACUGUCAGAAACUGAAGUGAUAAGAACAAAAACAUGGACAAUUCUUUGAGAAGCGGCCUACAUAGGCGGCAUUUUAUAAGCAACCAUGUGGAUGACAUUCCGAUGGACACUAUACGCUUGGUGUCUCCCAUAAACAGGUUCGCCAUAUUGCAGGGCAAUUUCAGCACUGAUGAGAAUGAUUACCCGGAAAAGCCCUACAAAUUGAGGACUAAAGUAAUAAUAUCGGUACUAGUCAUUUUAGUAUUGGUAUCAGCGUUAAGCGGGUACCUGAUAGGCAAAGCGGACUACAACGCGUGGAGACUCGCUGAGCCAGCGGAUCCGGUGCAUCCUCUGCCGCCGUCUCCAUCAUGGUUGCAUGUGUUCAAGAGAGCAGCUGUGUGCACAGAUGCGCCUCACUGCUCGGAGAUAGGAAGACACAUCCUAUCCAUAAACGGAUCCGCAGUAGACGCUACCAUCGCCGCCAUGUUCUGCAACGGUCUGCACAACCAGCAGAGCAUGGGCCUCGGAGGAGGGUUCUUCAUGACGGUCUACGUCAAGGAGGAGGAGAAGGCCUACACGAUCAUCGCGAGGGAGAAAGCACCAGCCGCAGCUUCUAAGGACAUGUACAAUGGGAACUUCGACAAAGCUUCCAAAGGUCCUCUAUCUGUCGGCGUUCCCGGAGAGCUGCGAGGCAUGUGGGCGGCGCACAAGCGGUGGGGCAAGCUGCCUUGGGAGAGCCUGGUGAAGCCUACUCUGGAGUUCUGUCAAUACGGCUUCACCAUGUCGAAAGCCUUGUACGACGGCUUGGAGACCGCUCCGUAUGUGAAAAAUGAUCCUCAUUUGAGGAAAAUGUACUACGACACAUCGAAGGACAAGUUCUUCAAGGCUGGCACGCUGAUAAAGCCUACGGAGGCUUUCUGCAACACGCUCAAAAUCAUCGCCGAGAAAGGUGGUGACGUGCUUUACAACGGGACCCUUGCUGUCGACUUCUUAGAGGACUUGAACAGAGUGGGGAGCAUCAUCACGGCAGAAGACCUCAGAGAUUACCAGCCAAAAAUCACAGACCCAAUAGCAGUUCCACUGAGCAACGGCGACAUCCUCUACACUCCGCCCCCUCCAAGCAGCGGGGCGGUCGUGGUGAACAUACUAAACAUCCUCAGCGGAUACAACUUCACUGAGGAGAGCAUCAACGGCACGGAGAACAAAAUCCUGACGUACCACAGAAUAUUAGAAGCCUUCAAAUACGCAUACGCGGCAAGGACUAAGCUGGGUGAUGAAGAUUUUUUGGAUUUGAACGAGUUCCUACAAAACUUAACAUCGCCUGAAUACGGUAUGGAGAUCCGACUCAAGAUCAACGACUCGUCGACCAGCAACGACACCAGUCACUACGGCAUCGUAGAAUACAGCAAGGAGGAUUCCGGCACCGCGCACAUCUCCGUCAUCGCCGACAACGGGGACGCGGUCUCCAUGACCAGCUCCAUCAACUUUUACUUCGGAGCAGGCUUCACAACGCUCAACACGGGCAUUGUCAUGAACAAUGUGAUGGACGAUUUCUCCUCCCCCGGCUUGACCAACUACUUCGGCGUGAAGCCUUCGCCAGCCAACUUCAUAGCUCCUGGGAAGAGGCCCUUGUCCUCGAUGUCUCCAAGCAUCAUCGUGGACAGGAAUACCAACGCUAAACUGAUUAUUGGAGCCUCUGGUGGGACUAAAAUUGUCAGUGCUAUUGCUUUGGUAACAAUGCGCAAGUUAUGGCUCGGACAGACCAUCAAACAAGCUGUGGACGAAGCUCGCAUUCACCAUCAGAUCUACCCCAUGAACGCCCAAUACGAAUAUGGAAUUACUGAAGACAUAUUACAAGGUCUGCGUGCGAAAGGACACGGCAUGGAGCGGUAUCGGGGCAGAGGGUCAAUCAUAUGCGCCCUGUAUCGUAACAAAACUGCCAUCUAUGCUAAUGCAGACUUUAGGAAAGGUGGCGAUGUUGCUGGGAUGGAUUAAUAGUAGACAUUUUUCGGAAUUAAGGAACAGUUGAUCCGAUAUGAACUCAAGAAUAUAACACCUCAUUUAUGGUUAAGAUGACCAUCAAAAAUGCAAACGCUUUAUAUAAUAUUUGUACAUAAAUACCUAUUUUUCUUUUUUAAAUUGUUCAACUCCUACUCUUAUGUUGUAUUCUUGCCUCAUGCGUCAUAUCAAUUUAAUUACUGCUUGAAAAGUAUUGAUUAGUUCAAUUGUAAAUACUUAUAUGUAUUUACAUACCUAUUGAAAAUUUGAUAAAUAAUAAUAACUAACGGCCUGUACAUAAUAAAGCUUUAAUUAGUAUUGGAAUCUCUGUGCAAGUCACAAAUAUAAAAAAUAAAAUAACAAAAUGCACAAAUAAUACCUAUAUUAUUGUUUUAAAAAAACUGAAUAAGCAGGUAACUGAUAUAAUAAGAUAAAUCUUUAGAAACACAAAUACGAUUAUCUACGAUUUCCUGCUCAAUUAAUUUAUUAAUUAAUAUUAAUGAAGUUAACUAAUCUCUAUAGUCUAUUUUAUUUUUAAUUUAAUCAAGUUUUACAAAAACUUGUAAAUAACUAACGAUACACAACAUUAACGCAAAACACGGAUAGUAUUUAUAUUCUUCUAGAUCCAUAUGAAGUACUACCAAAACAAUUUUUAUUACCUACAUUAUUUUACGCAAUUACUCGUAUUUUGACUACAUUUAUAUGAAUGUUAUAAUGUUAUGAGCUUCUAAAGUCCUAGUACUUUUGUUUUAUUACAGGAGUAUCAAUGCGAAUUUUAAUUUUUUUUUUUUUUAUUCUUUACAAGUUAGCCCUUGACUACAAUCUCACCUGAUGGUAAGUGAUGAUGCAGUCUAAGAUGGAAGCGGGCUAACUUGUUAGGAGGAGGAUGAAAAUCCACACCCCUUUCGGUUUCUACACGGCAUCGUACCGGAACGCUAAAUCGCUUGGCGGUACGUCUUUGCCGGUAGGGUGGUAACUAGCCACGGCCGAAGCCUCCCACCAGCCAGACCUGGACAAAUUAAGAAAAUCUCAAUCUGCCCAGCCGGGGAUCGAACCCAGGACCUCCGUCUUGUAUAUCCACCGCGCAUACCAUUGCGCUACGGAGGCCGUCAAAAUAUUAAGACAACCUAUAAGCGUUAUAUAGACGUAUUUAUGUAUUAAAUAUUAUACAGAUUUACGCAACAAUAAUGUUUUAAAACAAUUUGCAUAUAUAAACACCCGUCUACAGCCAAUAAUUCACACUUUAUUGUAUUUGUAAUGUACAGUGUAAGUUCCAUCAGAUAGAGCAUUUUGAAUACGGGUGUUAAGAGUUGGAAGCUAAGCUAAAACUCUAGAAGUAGCAGGGUCUUUAUUUUUAAAUAAGAGUCACUUAUUUAUAAAUAUUAUGUAAAUUCUUCAUUCUAUGUUCUGUCUAUCCUAUUCUAUCUGGUAAAGGUACGCAAAUGGCAAUUUUAUUUGCCUGUUUGGCUAAUUUAUUUUAUUUAGAAAAGUUUAUUUUUGGUAAAUAUAAGUACUAUUAACAUUCGAGAAAAAUUUAUUAGAUAUGUAUGUCUUUGUGAAAUUGUAUUAAGGACUUAGGGCUAAGCCUCAUAAUAACCCACCCAAUUUACACCCCGAGUACGACCCUGCUAAAUAAGUAUUAUUUAUUAGUUUUUUUUUCUUUUUUCAUUUUCUGAAGUUAAUUAAUUAUCCUAUUACAUUCCUUGACGGCAUUUAAAUUAUACGAAUACUUUAUAGUACAA
Bicyclus anynana (squinting bush brown) is the source of this 3881-nucleotide messenger RNA. RefSeq names its product glutathione hydrolase 1 proenzyme. Gene Ontology annotation, biological process: glutathione catabolic process. The transcript is spliced from 10 exons. Lineage: Eukaryota; Metazoa; Arthropoda; Insecta; Lepidoptera; Nymphalidae. Gene Ontology annotation, molecular function: glutathione gamma-glutamate hydrolase. Bases 196 to 2136 code for a protein of 646 amino acids. The record is from RefSeq and is a predicted model, not a curated record. Gene Ontology annotation, cellular component: plasma membrane.